Aspergillus sclerotioniger CBS 115572 is the source of this 906-nucleotide messenger RNA. RefSeq lists its product as uncharacterized. The transcript has 2 exons. Bases 295 to 801 code for a protein of 168 amino acids. NCBI's taxonomy places the organism in Eukaryota, Fungi, Ascomycota, Eurotiomycetes, Eurotiales, Aspergillaceae. The record is from RefSeq and is a predicted model, not a curated record.
AAGGAAGCCGUCACAAGCAGGUAGUCCUUCUGAGCAGCCACCCUGAUUUCCUCAUACGAUUACCUCGAACUACAAAUACAAGUCCUCCACACCGUUGUCCCAGGACCGUCGAGAGCUUUACCGAAUGAAGGGAUCCCUCACCUACGGCAAGCUUCACCAAGUACGAAGCGGUGCUACUGGAAAUCUCCUACAUAUCGUGGUCAGAAAGCCGUUCUACUUCCCCCGAAUGUGCUCCAUGUGUUUGAUAAUUGGCUUUGUCGGGAUGCCUCCUGGCCCGCUGCGACAGAAUCCCGAAUGCCCAAAAAGCAACGACUGGAGCUGUAUACAAUCCCGCGUCUGAGCCCCCGCAUCUCGCCCAUAUUCCAACUUCCUCUGUGUGCUUGCCAAGCUCUGACUCUCAGUGUGUCCACAUACAGGAACAUCUCCCAUCCCCUGCAUAACGGCCGCCUCGAAUUAGUCUCCAUCCGACACAGGCUUCUCCGUCUCCCUUGCCUAGACCGCCUCAGAUCCCUCAUAAUCCUUGUCCGAAUCGUGAACUUUCCGCCCGGUAGUUUGAGAUUUGCAGCUCAAGGUGAUCUGGAGUAUGCUGAGAGAACAGCUGGGAAAGCCGCUGGGGGUCGUUUGGCGAGACAUGUAGAGGGCCAUGUGGAGAGAUGUUUCGAGAGCCGUUUAGAUGAACACUUGGAGAGCACUGGGAAAGCCGUUGGGAUGGACAUUUGGCGACCCGCUGGGAGAGCCAUUUGGAAAGCUGCUAGGAUAGACAUUUGGCGACCCGCUUGGGUGACCGCACGUCGCCCGUAGGACAGGAACUAGUAGUAGCACAUCCUGUCUGCAAGCAUGACGUGCUUAGCUUGAACAAAUGGCGCCGAAUUACUAGAUUCAUACGACGCCAAUACCACUUACCUC